Meloidogyne enterolobii is the source of this 808-nucleotide messenger RNA. Lineage: Eukaryota; Metazoa; Nematoda; Chromadorea; Rhabditida; Meloidogynidae. The record is from the annotation of a GenBank genome assembly.
UUCACAAAGUGGAGGGGGAGGGGAGUCUAUUGGGAGUGGAGUUAAUACAUCAUUACCUAAUACACCCUCACCACCAAUGUAUUCUUCCUCUUUGGAAAAGAUUGGAACCCCAACAAUUGAGAAUGCUUCUCCAGUUGUUGCUGCUCCUUCAUCUUCUUCAAGUUCUGAAGACCAACAAAAAGAUUAUUGGGUUGCUCUUUUUGGUGCUGGAGGUGUUGGGAAAUCUUCCUUAGUUCAAAGAUUUAUUAAAAAUACAUUUACCGAUGUUUAUUCUCCAACAAUUGAAGAUACAUACCAACAAGUAAUUAAUUGUAGUGAUCAAGGUAGAUUAGCUGUCUGUACCCUUCAUUUAGUUGAUACAACUGGUUCUCAUCAAUUCCCAGCAAUGCAAAGACUUGCAAUGCAGAGAGGAAAUGCUUUUAUUCUUGUUUAUUCAAUUACUUCAAAACAAAGUUUAGAAGAACUUGGACCGAUUGUUAGAACAAUUAAAGAGACAAGAGGAGAUGAGGCGAUAAUGGAAGUACCGAUUGUUUUGGUUGGAAAUAAAAUAGACGAAUCAACAAAAAGAGAAGUUAGUUUUGAAACAGGCGAAGCAUUGGCACAAAGAUGGGGGUGUGGAUUUGUUGAAACAAGUGCUAAAUUGGGGCAAAAUAUAACUGAAUUAUUUCAACGUUUACUUUCAUUGGAAAAAAGGAGAAAUUUAACAUUAAAUGCAACAGAUUUAAUAAAUGAAAAAGGAGGAGAAGGAGGAGGAAUUAAUAAUUUAAUAAAUUCUUCUUCUAAACAAAAACGUUGCGCCAUAAUUUAA